Messenger RNA from Psammomys obesus (fat sand rat), 726 nucleotides. RefSeq names its product transmembrane protein 249 (gene Catsperq). The coding region runs from base 1 to 726 and encodes 241 amino acids. The transcript has 6 exons. NCBI's taxonomy places the organism in Eukaryota, Metazoa, Chordata, Mammalia, Rodentia, Muridae. The record is from RefSeq and is a predicted model, not a curated record.
AUGCCCAUUAGCAGGAUCCCCAAGGAGCAGACCACUGGCCUCGCCGCAAGUGUCGUUGCUAAGCGCUUCCAACUCUGGGCCCCAGGACUUUUCUCUACUGAGCGACACUUAGCCAAGCGCCUCAAGAGCAACAGCUUUUACCCCUUCAACCAGCAGCAGCCGGAUGUCUUUGUGUUCGAGUACUACCUGGACACACUCUGGAAGGGGACACUGCUCUUUAUCUUCUGCCUCGUCUUGGUUUCCUGUGACGUCCUGAGACAGGUAGAGAGGCAGGAGAUCUGGUGCUUUCCAGCCUAUGGCAUGGUUGUAGGCCUGUGGCUCAUGGUCUCCUCAUUGCCCCGGCGCCGCUUAGUUCUGAACCAUUCACGUGGCAUGUACCACUUCUCCAUCCAUGGCCGAACUGUACAUCAGGGGCCGAUGCAUCUGGUCUAUGUGCGCCUGGCACUCAGCUCUGACGCCUAUGGAAGGUGUUUCUUCCAGCUGGUCCUUUGUGGAUAUAAGCUAGAGCCGCUUGUGCUGGUGCAACUGUCAGAGCGCUAUGAGCAAAUGGAAUUCCUGGGCCGGCACAUUGCCCGGAAACUCAACAUCAACUACUUUGACUACCUGGCCUCCUCCUACCACCAUGUAGUCCGCCACUGGCCACUGGGUGCCACCUUUACCCCUGGCAUUGUGCAGCGAAAAACACAAGUCUACACUAAGCCGAGUGACAGCAACCUGGAUGUGUAA